Messenger RNA from Tetrahymena thermophila SB210, 1164 nucleotides. Its product is annotated as B-box zinc finger protein. The transcript has a single exon. The record is from RefSeq and is a predicted model, not a curated record. NCBI's taxonomy places the organism in Eukaryota, Ciliophora, Oligohymenophorea, Hymenostomatida, Tetrahymenidae. Gene Ontology annotation, molecular function: zinc ion binding; protein binding.
AUGGAAUUUGAUGAUCUUUCAGAUUAUGACCCAAUGAGUAUUAGUGAUAUUUUUAGCUAAACAGUGCAACCUAGAUAAAUUAAGAAAAAGUGGAAAUAUCCAUUGAAUUAUUAUUGUUUGAAACAUAAAUCUAAAUUCACAUAUAGGUGCCUUUCGUGUGAUGAAAAUUUUUGCGAUAUUUGCUCAAACAAGUUUCAUGCAGACCAUGAUAUCGAAGAUAUAGGCUUAAAGUAAAAAGAAAAGUACAUGAAUUAUGCACUUGAUUUCCGUAUAAACAAUGUAUACUGUGUCUCAAAUGUGGUAUCGUAUGUUCAUAAUAAAACUAAAAAGACAAUGCUAUUAUUUUUCACUGCUCACAAGUAAAAAAUAUGUGAGCUAGAUUUGGAAACAAGAUAAAUUACAAGACAGGUAAAUUAAGGUAAAUGCUUCAAUCAGUUGAUUGUUAUUGAUAACAAAACUUUACUUGCAGGUUCUGUUUUUGGUUGCAUCAAGCUUUUCAAUAUAUCAAAUAUGAAAUAAACUUACUAGUAUUAAUAGAAAUAAUAUAUCAAGUAAAUUGUUUAUUUUGAAAAGUAUAAAAUAAUUGCUAUGCUAAAUGAUGGCGAAGAUUCUGUUGUUUUGCUAAAUGAAAAACUUAAAAUAAUAAGGAUAAUCGUAAGCCCUAUAAGAGGAUGCUAUUUUAAUUAGAUAGAAAAGCUAAACGAUAUUCAUUUAUUUACCUGUUCUGAUAUAUAUACUCCUAUCCUCAAAUGGGAUAUUAGAAAUGGUUAGUUAAUUUAAUCUUUUAACAAGCAAAGCAUGGGAAUACAAUAAAUAAAAACACUAAAUCUAAAUAGAGUAAUCACAAUUAGUCUAAGCUAUAGUAUGGUGUUGAGAGAUGCUUAGCUGAAUAAAAUCAGUACUAUUACUAAUAAAUAUAAUAUGAUAGAUUUUAUUGAUAUGUAUAACUAGUAAACUAUUGCGUUUACAAAUAAUCUUAACUAAUAAAUUACCAUCUUUAACUUAGUCAAAUCUAAAUUACUUUAAAAUAUUACCUUGCCCACAAAUGAAAACUAAAUAACAGGACUCAAAAUAGUAAAUAACUAAAUAAUUGCCUCUGGAAAAGAUCUUUAUAUUUAUACCAACAGACCUGUUUAAAUUUCAUCUUUUAACUCGUAAAUUUGA